Molecule: messenger RNA, 1176 nt
Organism: Staurois parvus
Lineage: Eukaryota; Metazoa; Chordata; Amphibia; Anura; Ranidae
Source: the annotation of a GenBank genome assembly
CCCCCAGCCCGGCUCCAGGACACCGUGGACUUCUCCCUGGCAGAUGCCAUCAACCUCGAGUACAAAGCCAACCGGACCAACGAGAAGGCUGAGAUGCAGGAGCUCAAUGACAGGUUCGCCAACUUCAUAGACAAGGUCCGCUUCCUGGAGCAGCAGAACAAGAUCUUGCUGGCUGAGCUGGAGCAGCUGAAGGGCAAAGGAACCUCCAGGGUGGGGGAUCUGUACGAAGAUGAGAUGAGGGACCUUCGCAGGCAGGUGGACCUCCUCACCAACGAGAAAGCCAGGGUGGAAGUGGACAGGGACAACCUGGCCGAUGACCUCCAGAGACUCAGAGAAAAGCUGCAAGAUGAAAUGAUUCAGAGGGAAGAGGCUGAAAGCAACCUGCAGUCAUUCAGACAGGAUGUUGACAAUGCAUCCCUGGCACGUAUUGACUUGGAGCGCAAACUGGAAUCCCUCCAGGAGGAGAUCAUCUUCCUGAAGAAGUUACACGAUGAGGAAAACCGUGAACUUCAAGCUCAAAUCCAAGAACAACACGUACAGAUAGACAUGGAUGUGGCCAAGCCCGACCUCACAGCAGCCCUGCGUGAUGUCCGUCAACAGUACGAGAACGUUGCUGCUAAGAACCUGCAUGAUGCCGAGGAUUGGUACAAGUCUAAGUUUGCUGAUCUGUCUGAAGCUGCUAACCGCAACAAUGAAGCCUUGCGCCAGGCUAAGCAGGAGACCAAUGAAUACCGCCGGCAGAUCCAGGCUCUCACCUGUGAGGUGGACGCAAUGAAAGGAUCUAACGAGUCUUACGAGCGCCAGAUGCGCGAGAUGGAAGAGAACUUCGCCCUUGAAGCCGCUAACUACCAGGACAAUAAUAACCGCCUCCAGGAUGAGAUCCAUAAAAUGAAGGAGGAGAUGGCCCGCCACCUGCGCGAGUACCAAGAUCUGCUCAACGUAAAGAUGGCUCUUGAUAUUGAGAUCGCCACCUACAGGAAACUGCUGGAGGGAGAAGAGAGCAGAAUCAGCAUUCCAGUGAGUUCCUUUUCCACCAUGAGCUUGAGAGAAACAAACCUUGACUCUCACCCAGUAGAGAGCCAUUCCAAAAGAACACUUCUGAUCAAGACCGUGGAGACCAGAGAUGGACAGGUCAUCAACGAGAGUUCCCAACACCAUGAUGACUAUCAGGAAUGA